This is a messenger RNA of Adelges cooleyi (spruce gall adelgid), 2784 nucleotides long. It is a transcript of the gene Rbpn-5, whose product is annotated as early endosome antigen 1. Gene Ontology annotation, molecular function: GTPase activator activity; metal ion binding. The transcript is spliced from 13 exons. Gene Ontology annotation, biological process: endocytosis. Gene Ontology annotation, cellular component: intracellular membrane-bounded organelle. Lineage: Eukaryota; Metazoa; Arthropoda; Insecta; Hemiptera; Adelgidae. The record is from RefSeq and is a predicted model, not a curated record. Bases 581 to 2383 code for a protein of 600 amino acids.
CAUUGAUAUUAUAUUCUAAGUAUACUUGAGUAUUUAAACAAUGAUAGGAUGGCUGGGAACCUAUGACAGCUUGCCCAAAUUCGGAGUGACAUUGCGCUGGCGAUGUUUGUUGAAAACAAAGACGUUAUAAGUGGAUUUUUUUAAAAACAAAAGUUCCUUGUCCUCAAACCUUAUCACUAUUCACUUGUCGUCUUUUUAUCAUUAGUAGAACUUGUUGAAAAAUAAAAAAUAUUAUUUAUUCGCUAAAUUUACCAACAUGUUCUGUUUGUACAUUAUCAAAAAAUAAGAACGUAAAACCAUUGAAAACAAAAAUUUUAAUACACUUUGUGUGUAAUAACAUUAUGUGAAAUGUGUAUUAGCAUAAGCUGAUGUAGCUUACAGAAAACUACCAUUUCCGUAGUGAACACACGGUGAAUAGAAAACCGCUUCAAGCAGAACCAAAUCGGUGGAAACUCACAUAUGGCGCGGGUCGUGGAAUAAAUUUCGUUUAAAUUAAGUAUUUGUUUUUCUUUGGUUAUGCAAAUAAUCGACUUAUUACAGUGAACACCGAAUCACCAGGCAGAGUUUGUAUUACUAGACUAUGGAGAACAACAUGAUGACAAAAGAGGAACAGCCUACGGACAGUAAUCACGAGGAGUUAAAACAUAUGAUCAACAUUUCGGCCGAAUUAAAAAGGUUGCAAGACGAAUUAGACGAAUCACAGAGUCAACACACAGUGACCAAGUUGGAAAUGGAAGGACGACUCGAAGAAAAUACGCGUAAAUAUAAUGAAGAAAUGUCAUCCUUACACAAAGUGCUUGCCGAAACUUUGGAUGAAUCAAGACGACGAGAAAACGAGUUGAAAAUGAUUAAAACUAUGAAUGAAAAGUUAGAAAAUGAACUUAAAAAUUGUCGCAAUCAAAUGCUAAUCGGGCAACAAGGCAAUAACAUUUUAGGUGAAUCGACACAGCAGCAGAUACUUAAUGUUCCAGGUACUGUUCUGUCGGCCAUUGCUAGGAAGAUGACCAACUUAGCUUCCAGCACGGAAUCUGAUGAUUUUAGAAAGUCUCAAGAUGAAGAAGAAAAUGUGUACAAAGCCUUAGUAGACCCUUUAAAAGAAGAAGUCGAAGCGUUAAAGGAAAAAAUUCGACAAAUGGACACUGAUAUUAGUUACUAUAAAACAAAAUUAAAUGAAUCAAAAGAUCUCGUUACGAAACAAAAACAUUUGGGUGACGAUUCCCAGGAAGGACCUUCUAAUUGUUCGGCAGCAGGCGAUUCUAUAUUUUCAAACACAUCAAUAGACGACAGUGUAUCGAAAUGUGAUCAAUGCUCGGCUUAUAAAAUAUGCGUUGAAGAAAUGCAAGAACGUAUAACUGAUAUGGAUAAACGUUUGCAAGCAAUGGAUAAAUUGAAAGACGAGCACGACAAAGAAACAAUUUACCGUAAGCAGAUGGAAGAAAAAUGGAAUGAAAAAUUAGAAGAACACAAAAACAAAGUUCAAGAAUUAAAACAAUUCUCUGAUCAAUCACACGAAGUUCUUAGUGAUAUUAAAUUGCAGUACGAACAAACUGUGAAUGAUUUUCAGAAAGAACUAAAAAGUUGUACUGAAAAUGGUGCAAAAAUGAAACAACAUAUUUUCAAGUUGGAAGAAGAAAAUCAUAAUUUAAGAGAAAAACACAUGAAGUUUUCGGUUCAACUACAAAAUGAGGAUAUUAAUUUACCAAAUUCUGUUGGAGAACUUCAAGAAUAUCUUUUAAAACGCAACGAAGAGCUGAUAGCUAUGUCAAUUGUAAAAGAGUCGAUUGAAGAAGAAAUGAAUAGAAUUAAAAACAGCUCCGCUAUAAUUGAAAGUCAAGUGCAGGGUUUAAAUACAACUGUCGCUUUCCUUGAAAAACAACUGUUGGAUGAAAGAAGUAGGUUUUCGGAUGAGAUUAAAAAUACCAAUAGAUGCGAAAAAGAGUUAAUAAGCUGUCGUACUCAAUUGGAACAAGUUACCAAAAAAAAGACUGAACUCGAAUCAGCAGUUUUAGAACAACGAAACAAAAUAAUUGCUUUGCAAACAGACUUAACCAAUAGUGAAGAAGUACAAAGAGAUUUUGUUCGUUUAUCUCAGUCGCUCCAACAGGAACUCGAACGGAUUCGAGAGUCUGGCACUUUGGUGCGUUGGGAACACGAAGAAGACAUUAACGACUGUCACGAUUGUAGAGUUGUAUUUGGGGAUCCGAAAAUUCGAAAGGACCAUUGUCGUCAUUGUGGUAGAGUGUUCUGCCCUUCUUGUUUGUCGAGAACGGUGAAGAGCGGACCUAAUAUGAGAGACUCGCAUGUAUGCAGAGUUUGUCAUACGCUGCUGGUUCGCGAUUCCGCUCCGUACUUCAGCACAGAAGCUCCACAUCAGUCCAACUAAAAAAAAAAAAAAUAUAUUACAAACGUUUACCCUAAACGGUGAUACUAGACAUAGUUAUUACUAUUAAUUAUAUUCUUUGAUUGGUUUUAGCGUUUAUUAAUUAUUAUAUAAAUUAUAAAGUUUUUUUGUUUUUUUUAUCCUCCUAAAAAGUUUUAUUUUCAGUGUUUAUACAAAUGUUGUGACCUUACUAAAUGCUAUUAAAUUUUUUCUUUUGUCAGAAGUACUGUUGUCAUGCUGCACGGUAUAUUGUUUGUUCAUAGUUUUGUAAUUUAAUGUAUACAUUUUAGAAUGCUGUUAAAACCAUUGUGUGUUCUACAAUUGUGUUGUGUUUAUUAUUGUUUAUUUUAUACUAUAGUAAAUUAAUUUCUCGGGAUCGGAAGACUUGGGACUGCCGUCUUUAA